CCGCGCACCGCGCGCCUCUCGCGCGCUCGCAAUCGAUAUCCUUAUGCCUGUCAAAUGGGUAAUAAUGGCAGCGACGACGGUUGAUACGAUGUUGCAGAGCAGCAAUGGCUUUCAUACAAAAAAGAAAGAGGACAUCGAAAAUAAGGACAACUUGUGGUCGUCUAUCCUGGCGGAAGUGCAAAACAGUGGCAACAACAAGCUACCGUCGAACAAAAACCUCCUCGUUUUGGGUGACAAUGAGAGUGGAAAGACUACGCUUAUAGCUAAACUACAAGGUGUAGAGGACCCAAAGAAAGGUUCUGGACUAGAAUUUGCAUAUAUUGACGUGAGAGAUGAUUACAGAGAUGAUCAUACAAGACUGUCCGUAUGGGUUCUGGAUGGAGAUCCUGGUCACGCAAAUCUUCUGCGAUUUGCUCUGAACAAAGAAAGGUUUCCACAUACACUUGUUAUAUUAGUCGCUGCCAUGACCACACCAUGGGCCAUUCUCGAUCAGCUUCAAUCAUGGGCGGCAUUAUUAGGCGAUCACAUUGACAAAUUACCCUUAGACAAUGAUACUAGGCAAGAGUGCAGGCAGCUUAAUAUUAAGAAGUGGCAAGACUAUACAGAACCAGGGGAUGAGCUGGAUCCUGGGAGUCCUUUGCGACGUACGAGUCGUAAUCUGGAUGACGACACCGCCGAGGGCUUACCCUUACCAGAAGGAGUACUUACAACCAACUUGGGCCUAGACGUUGUCGUAGUCAUAACGAAAACCGAUUACAUGUCAACGCUCGAAAAAGAACAGGAUUAUAAAGACGAGCACUUUGACUUCAUGCAACAAUGGAUCAGGCGGUUUUGCUUACAAUACGGUGCGGCUCUUUUCUACACGUCGGCGAAGGAGGAUAAAAACUGUGAUUUGCUUUAUAAAUAUCUAACGCAUAGGAUUUACUCUUUACCGUUUAGGACACCGGCGUUGGUCGUCGAAAAGGAUGCCGUACUUAUACCUGCUGGUUGGGAUAACAUGAAGAAGAUUAGUAUUUUGCACGAGAAUUUGCAAUCCAUGAAGGCGAACGAUUACUAUCGCGAUGUUAUCGCACAGCCAGCAACGAAUCGAAAAUGCAUUGCUAGAGAAAUGGAGGUUCAGGCGGAAGAGGAGCAGGCUUUUCUCGCGCGACAACAAGCGGCUCUAUCGGGUCUGAAAGAUCCUACUCGUUCUCCGACGACUCGGAAUCAGGCAAGCCCUGGGCCAAUUAUACAGGUGGCGUCGCCGAACAAAAAACUGGAUCCCAAGGGUAGUGGUGCGACACCGUCUGGGGAGGGUGUCUUAGCUAAUUUCUUUAAUUCUCUUCUCUACAAGAAGAGCGGAGUACCGCCCGGUUCGCCGGGAACGCCGGGCAAUGUAGGAGUGAGCCCUAUAAAACUCGAUGGUACACCGGUAGACAAGGCGACAAUGUGUAACGACGCGGCAGCAGAGUUAGAUCGUCUCACUCGGACCAAGAAACUUUCUCCACCUAACCUGAACUCGUCGUCUGAAUGUUAAAGAUAGUGCGCUUUUCCUUCGCGACCCAUUGGUACAAAUGAAGAUCGAAACUUCGUUGCCAUUAAACAAUUCAAAUACAAGUUUGAAAUGUAUUGUAACCCACUCGUUAUAACUGGGAGCGAUCGUAACUAAUGGUAAAAUGGGUUUCGAAGGGGUAAAAUUUAGCUCUAAUCAAUGAUACUCUAAUCUGAUCGCAAAGAAGGAAAAUUAAAAAAAAAAAAGAAAAAAUGUAAUUUGUAUUGCAGCUCUGCGACAGCCUCGAGUGUCGUAAUCGACUAAAUAUCAGUAACAAAGCAGAGAGCAAUUAGAAAGCUAUUAAAUUAAUGUAAUUAAAAUAUUUAAUAUAAUAUUAUUGAAAUAUAUAGCUUACGCACAUGUCCUAGCGCCUGGUCAUAGUAAAUUAUUUAGCAACGCCCCGUGUACGUGGAAACGGAAGCGCGGUUUUUUAUCGUUCUAUAUAUUAUUUACAUAUGAAUGCACGUCUUUUUUGUCUCUCCUUCAUUAAGCGAAUACUCUUUUUAUGUUUCAUACACUCAAUCUUUUUUCUUUACAAGAUAGUCUCCAUAACGGUUCGUCAAUGCAUUCGGUCUAAUUUUUUGACAACGCAAGUAUCGGUAGCGCUGCGAAAGUGUUGUGCAAAUGCGUGAGAUAGUCUUUUAUACGAAUUGUUCAUAAAAUAAAAUGGGAUAAUAUCCUUUUAACGGAAGACGCAGUGCAGUCUUCGGAUUCAGGGAUAGUUAAUGGUACGAGACUGGAAUAGAUGUCCAAAUCGCGCGUGUAAAUUCAAUACUUCCUUUGUAGAGAUUUUUAACUGAGUAUGUUAUCCGAUUCAAGAAAGCAAAUGAACAGAGAUAUGUACAUUCAGUUAUCAACAUAAAUGUGGCUCUAUGUAUAUGAAAUUCAAAUCCUCGAUGAAAAUAAAUAAUUUUUCGUA
Monomorium pharaonis (pharaoh ant) is the source of this 2450-nucleotide messenger RNA. It is a transcript of the gene Dlic, whose product is annotated as cytoplasmic dynein 1 light intermediate chain 2. Gene Ontology annotation, molecular function: dynein heavy chain binding. Gene Ontology annotation, biological process: microtubule-based movement; microtubule cytoskeleton organization. The transcript is spliced from 10 exons. NCBI's taxonomy places the organism in Eukaryota, Metazoa, Arthropoda, Insecta, Hymenoptera, Formicidae. Gene Ontology annotation, cellular component: cytoplasmic dynein complex; centrosome. The coding region runs from base 44 to 1516 and encodes 490 amino acids. The record is from RefSeq and is a predicted model, not a curated record.